AUGGUGGUUUUCGCCGACUGCUCCGGUGAGGCUGAGGCUACUGAAGCUGGGCAGUGGCACAAACCCCAGGCCCUAAAAUUAAAAGUCGCAGCCAUUGCAUCCGUACUGUUUGCCGGCGCAAUGGGUGUUGGCAUUCCCAUUCUUGGGAAGGCGAUACCUUGUCUAAAUCCGGGCAGCAGCCUGUUUUCAAUAAUCAAGGCGUUUGCAGCCGGUGUCAUAUUGGCCACCGGCUUCAUUCAUGUCCUUCCCGAUGCCUUCGACAACUUGACGUCUCCAUGCCUGAAGGAGAACCCGUGGGGGAAGUUUUCCUUAACUGGGUUUGUGGUGAUGGUUGCUGCCAUUGGAACUUUGAUUAGGAACAGGGUUUUGGUGUUGGGUAUUGUCGUACACUCCAUCAUCAUAGGAAUCUCCUUGGGUGUUUCUGGAAGUCCAGACACCAUAGGGCCCUUAGUUGCCGCGUUAGCCUUUUAUCAAUUUUUUGAAGGCAUGGGCCUUGGUGGAUGUAUGGCUCAGGUGAAUUUCAAGUCUCAAGCAACUGCAGUCAUGGCACUGUUCUUCUCCCUUACAACUCCUAUUGGAGUUGCAAUCGGGAUUGGAAUAUCGAACAUAUAUACAGAAAACAGCCCGACAGCCCUUGUGGUUGAAGGCGUUCUAAACGCAGCUUCAGCGGGUAUUUUAAUUUACGUGUCGCUGGUCGAUAUGCUUGCGGCCGAGCUUAUGAACUCAAAGCUGCAGAGCAAUUUAAGGCUUCAAGCUGGGGCCAAUUUAUCAGUUCUUCUUGGGGCUGGGUGCAUGUCAUUAUUAGCCAUACGGGCUUAG
Molecule: messenger RNA, 819 nt
Organism: Prunus mume (Japanese apricot)
Lineage: Eukaryota; Viridiplantae; Streptophyta; Magnoliopsida; Rosales; Rosaceae
Product: zinc transporter 3-like
Biological process (GO): zinc ion transmembrane transport
Cellular component (GO): plasma membrane
Molecular function (GO): zinc ion transmembrane transporter activity
Source: RefSeq, a predicted model, not a curated record